UUUAAGCUCUCGGAGAUGCAAAUUCUAUUUCCCGGGGUUUCCAUUCCGCUGAUUUUAUCUCUUCCAGCUACGGUGCUUUCACUGACUAGAGAAGACCAGCUCAAGGUUAGGGUGAAUACUGUACUGGGAUCUACAGCGCCGCCUCUAUCAGUAAAACUCACGCAAGCUUUCAGUUCUGGUUCGAAGGAUGCUUCUAUAAUCGAGAGCCAGGAACUCAAGUUUGAUCAAGAAAAUGAUGUCCAUUUCUUGGAUGCAUGGCCAAAGAGUGUUGACGUAGGCAAUUAUGUUUUUGUAUUUGAGAUUGUGCUACAAGAUUCGGAGCAUAAGAAAAUUUAUGCCACUGGAGGCCGAACAAAAGUACCAAUAUAUGUCACUGGAGUUAUUAAAGUUGACAACGCCGAAAUUGCAGUACUGGACAGUGAUAUUGGGAGCAUAGAAUCUCAGAAGAAGCUAGAUUUAGCUGGAGAGACUGCUCUUUCAUUAUCAGCAAACCAUCUACAAAAGCUGCGUUUAUCAUUUCAAUUGACCACUCCACUUGGGCAUCCAUUUAAACCACAUCAGGCAUUUCUCAAGUUGAGACAUGAGACCAAAGUGGAGCACAUCUUUGUCUUGGGGAACUCUGGUAAACAGUUUGAGAUCACACUAGAUUUUCUCGGACUGGUUGAGAAGUUUUUCUAUCUCUCUGGUAGAUAUGAUAUUCAACUUACUGUUGGUGAUGCUGUCAUGGAGAACUCUUACUUACGAGAACUGGGACAUAUUGAAUUAGAUCUUCCAGAACCACCUGAGAAGGCUACCCGCCCUCCUCCACAAGCUGUUGAUCCUUAUUUGACAUAUGGACCCAAAGCUGAGAUAACUCAUAUCUUCAGGUCUCCAGAAAAGCGUCCACCUCAGGAGCUCUCUCUUGCCUUUUUGGCCCUUGUUUUCUUGCCAUUCCUUGGAUUCUUGGUUGGGCUAUUGUGUCUCGGCAUGAACCUGAAGAACUUCCCUACAGCAACAGUAUCUGCCACAUUUGCCAUUUUGUUCCAUCUUGGCAUUGCGGCAGUUGUCUCACUCUAUGUGCUUUUCUGGUUAAAGUUGGAUCUAUUCACAACGUUAAAAGCACUUAGUUUCUUGGGGAUCUUCUUGAUGUUUGUUGGACACAAGACCCUUUCUCACCUUGCCUCAACAUCAGCCAAGUUGAAAUCUGCCUGAUGAAAUGAGAGUAUGUGCUUGCAAGGACGACAUUCAGUGAAGUUUGGUUGGCCAUCUUAGUUCAGUUUUGUUGUAGGAUGCUAACUUGUUCAGUGAAGUUUAGCACACAAUCACAUUGAAUGAAAACUCACAUCCACUUGGUUUUUUACUUUCUAUCAAUGAUGAGGGCUAACCAUCCUUACGGGUUUUUAGAGAAUAGCACCAAGGAUAGUGGCCUAUAACGAACCUAUUUUAUUUACUUUGGUGACUUGUUGAAUCUUGUUUCUCAGGAGUUGCUUGAAUUUGUUGCUUGAGAAAUUUUGCCUAUGAAUUUAUUUAGGAACCUUAUGUUAAAAGAACGAUAAAUGAUUGAAUAGCAGCACAUGUAGAGUUAAUAAGAUUGUAGUGCUGGUGUGUAGUUACUUUGAGCAAUUUGACUAUGCUUUUUGCUUCACCAAGAAGACCCACUUAAUUAUUUUAAUGAUCAUGGCUUUAUAGGACACUUUUUA
Camellia sinensis is the source of this 1679-nucleotide messenger RNA. The record is from RefSeq and is a predicted model, not a curated record. NCBI's taxonomy places the organism in Eukaryota, Viridiplantae, Streptophyta, Magnoliopsida, Ericales, Theaceae.